GGAUUCCUAGAGAGCCGCCGGAAGUGCCUCUGGGGCUUGAAGCGCGCUGACCGGCGCGGGACCACCCCAAGCGUGGAAGUCGGGGGCCGCCCAGGCCUUGUGCGUACGCAUUUUCUGCGCGGAGCUCUCCCCGCGCGACCCCGCAGACCCCGACGCCCAGGGAUUGAACUCAGGACCUUGCACUUGCGAGGCAGGCGGCAGCAUCUCUGAGCUAAAUCCCCAACCCAGUCAACUGAUUUUUGACAGAGCUGCAAGGACGCUUUGAGAUAUCCUUGUGGCCCUCAGAAGAUUCUUCUCUUAAGAAGGUAAAGAAGACAGAGGAAACAAACCUGUUGAGUUUUUCUGGCCCUAAAUGGCGGCAGAAUUAAGAAAGACUUCUCCAGCCCCAUCUCCACAAGACCGGGCUCCUGAGGAGGACCUGGUCAUCAUCAAGGUAGAGGAGGAUCAUGGGUGGGAACAAGAAUCUAGCCUGCCUGAGAAUAACCCUCCUGGCCAAGAACUCUUCCGCCUGCGCUUUAGGCAGCUGUGCUAUCAAGAGACACUAGGACCUCGAGAAGCCCUGAUCCAACUCCGGGCACUUUGCCACCAGUGGCUCAGGCCAGAUUUGAACAGCAAGGAACAGAUCCUGGAGCUGCUGGUGCUGGAGCAGUUCCUGACCAUCCUUCCUGAGGAGCUGCAGACCCUGGUUAAGGAACAUCAGUUAGAGAAUGGAGAGGAAGUGGUGACCCUGUUGGAGGAUUUGGAGAGGCAGAUAGACAUCCUAGGACGGCCAGUCCCAGCUCGUGCACAUGGACAUCGGAUACUCUGGGAGGAGGUGACACCUUCGGAACCUGCACCAGAACCUCCAUGUAUUCCGCUUCAACCUGUGGUGGCCCAGCCUAAAUCUCCAGUGCCCCCAGGGCCACAAGAGAGAGGAAUCAGGAAAGAAGUGGCCCUUUUGGGCAUGAGCCCAAACCCCACCAGAGGGAGCGGCUCUCCGUCUCCUCAAGAGGAAAGGCACACCCCUGGGACUAAUUUCCUAGGCUCCCCAACAGGACACAGAGACCCGCUCGCCGGUUGCGGAUCUCCUGAACCCAAGACGGAGGAUGACAGAAGGAGGGCUGCUGCUGUUGGUUUUCCCGCCAUGUCUACAUCUCAGAGUCCCACCCCUUCCCAGAAAGGAAGUUCCGGAGACCAGGAGAUAACAUCCACAGUUCACAAUCCAGGGUUCCAGACUUUGGAGAAGCUUGAAGACAUGGCUGUGUCCCUUAUUCGAGAGGAAUGGUUUCUUGAUCCAUCGAAGAAAGAUCUAAGUAGAGAUAACAGGCCAGAGAAUUGUAGGAACACGUUCUCCCUGGGUGGUGAGACCAGGAAUGAGAACAAGGAAUUAACUUCGAAACAGGUAAUAUCUGCUGGAAUCCAACCCCAUGGAGAGACAGCUGCCAGAUGCAACGGGGAUGUUAUCAGGGGUCUUGAGCAUGGAGAAGCCCAGGACCUUCUGGGGAAAUUAGAGAGGCAGCGGGGAAAUCCCCCCCAAGAAAGACGACAUAAAUGUGAUGAAUGUGGGAAAAGCUUUGCUCAAAGCUCAGGCCUUGUUCGCCACUGGAGGAUCCACACUGGGGAGAAGCCCUAUCAGUGUAACGUGUGUGGUAAAGCCUUCAGUUACAGGUCAGCCCUGCUUUCCCAUCAGGAUAUCCACAACAAGGUAAAACGCUACCACUGUAAGGAGUGUGGUAAGGCCUUCAGCCAGAACACAGGCCUGAUCCUGCACCAGAGAAUCCAUACUGGGGAGAAGCCAUAUCAGUGCAACCAGUGUGGGAAGGCAUUCAGCCAGAGUGCAGGCCUUAUUCUGCACCAGAGAAUCCACAGUGGGGAGAGACCCUAUGAAUGCAGUGAGUGUGGGAAGGCAUUCAGUCAUAGCUCACACCUGAUUGGACACCAGAGGAUCCACACUGGGGAGAAGCCCUAUGAGUGUGAUGAGUGUGGGAAAACCUUCAGGCGGAGCUCACAUCUUAUUGGCCAUCAGAGAAGCCACACGGGGGAGAAACCCUACAAGUGCAAUGAGUGUGGGAGGGCCUUCAGUCAGAAGUCAGGCCUCAUUGAACACCAGAGAAUCCACACUGGAGAAAGACCCUAUAAAUGUAAAGAAUGUGGAAAAGCUUUCAAUGGGAACACUGGCCUUAUUCAGCACCUGAGAAUCCAUACAGGGGAGAAGCCCUAUCAAUGCAAUGAGUGUGGGAAAGCCUUUAUUCAGAGAUCAAGUCUCAUUCGACAUCAGCGAAUCCACAGUGGAGAAAAAUCUGAAUCCAUAGUUUAGGAAGCCUCAGUAACAGUUUGAGCAUUAUGCAGCAUGAAAACUAUACACUGGUGGAGAAGUCUUUCAGUAGUAAAAAAAAAAAAAGCAGGAAUGAUGGUAACAUCAUCUAAUGGCAAAAUCUAGAGGCAACAGGGUUAGAAUAGCUCUUCAGUAGCAUGGGCUGAGUGCUUGGACACAGGUGGAUUAGCUUGACUGCUUUGGAGGUCUGAUGGAGUGGACCUUCCAACAGCCUAACACAUCUCUUAGAAAUUUAAAAUAGCACUAGAGCAAGUUGCUUAUCAUGGCUUGAGACACUAAGCUUUGUCUUUUAGUGAGUAGCUGUAGGUUUAAGAGAGGCUGCUGCUCCUAGCUCGACUGCUUCUUCCCAUCUCCUGUGAUUUCUUCUUCCGUAUGUUCCCCUGAAGUUUCCCUCAUGCUCCUCAUCUAAGAAGCUGCUGAAGCCUCCCAGGAGCCUCUCUGUGAGACUUGUUUCUAAUUAGCUUUCUGAGGGCUUAGAUCUAGGGAAGUUUUUUUAGAUACAAUUUGUUUAUGCUUAAGUGUUUCAUUUUUUUAUUCUAAUGUUCCUUCUAGUUGGUGGAAAUCCAUAUGCCCAUGCAGACCCAGAAUACUGUAUUUUUAACAGCACUCCAGCAUUUUGCUUCCUUUAUCACAUUACUGACUCCACUGAGUCACUGAGCAUCUUCUGUGUGUAUCCUUCACCACCCUCAUCCCAGUGCCCGUGUCAGAAAAGGAAGCGGACACAUUAGUGAUGGUUGUAGGAGUGAUGCAAAGAAAGGUGAGUGGAGACUCAGCCUGGCUAUUUUGAGCUUGGACAUUUGUCCCUUGUGGUGACCUCUGCCCUUCCAUUUCCCCACUGUACUCUGGGGUGCAAAUGUUAUUUUCACUAUCCUAGUUAUGGAAUCAUGUAGGACAGAAAGUAGGCAGAGUAAUGAAGAAGACAUAAAAGUGUUCACAAACCUUACAUCAUCCCUUUGGUCUGCUAUGUACUACUCUCUCAGGUUCCUGUCCACCUGCACACAUAUCUUGACUAGAUGGGCUCUUGGCCCUGUGGUUGCCCUGGACCCACCUCAAAAGGCUGGAGCUCUUCACACAUCACUCUCCAUCAGGUCCUUGCCAUUUGCGUAUAUGAUUUAAUACCCAUGUUGAUGAUCUAUCAGAUACCUUACCUCACAAUUCCUCUUUCUUCUGAACUGUGGUACACUCCUUCAGUAAUUAGUGUUUGUAAUCUCCUAACAGGACACAUGAUUAACCCUGUAGGGUGAGGUCAGGUGCUAGCAGUAUGUAAGAAGAGUUUGUAUCUCUCUGGGUCAGCCAUGACCUCUGAAGGGUUAGACUAUGAGCUCCAGGCACUAUGUACCAUCUUUGAGGGCUUUUAGUAUUCCUAGGGAUGCGUAUAGCAAUGAGACUGAUAUUUUCUAAUUAAUCAAGUUUAUUGCUACAUGUUAGGUAUACAUGAUGGUCACAUUCAUCAUUGCAAAUUUGUACCUGUACAGGAUAUAUCUUGAUUGAGACUGAUUUAAAGUAACAUGCCAAAUUCAAUAUAGAGUACCCUUCAAAUUGCUUAGUGCUACAUAUUCUCAAGUACUGUUAUUUAAUAGUGUUACUAUUCUUCCAAAUAUGUGGAACAUUCUUAGAAUUCCCAUUUUAUAAACCACUCAAGAAAAACCUCUAUUACUCCUAACUGAAUUCUGUUUUGACCAGUUGAUUACCUACUUAGUCACUGAACUUCGAAUUCAAUAACUUUUGCUUUCAAAAAUUAACCCUCAGAUUUGAAAUUAUUCCAGUCUAUUAAGAAGACCAAUUAUAUACAUUCUGACAAAACUUCCAAGAGGAAUAACACCAUUUAGGGUGUGACUAUCCUGUAAAGGUACAACAGUCAUGAUGUUUUCUGAUCAAUGUGUUAAAAAUCAGUCAUAAAACCUCAUUGAGGUCAACCUUUGAUUCAUAAAUUCUUUCUUCAUAAUAUCUCUAUGUCUGUAUGACCCACCUUGACCAUUAGGAAUUCUGAGAUUAUUACUAUUUGUUUCAUGGAGCCAUUGGUACCUAUUCCUCCCGUGUCAUCCUAGUUUCCUUGAUUAAUUUUUUCAGAACAGUCCUUUUUAUUAUUUUUUUAUCCUCCUUUUUUUUCUUUCUCUUUUGUGGUACUGAGAAUUGAACCCAGGGCCUUGUGCAUGCUAGGCAAAUACUCUGCCACUGAGCUGCAUCCCCCAGCCCCUCUUCUUUUUUUGACAUAUAAAUUACCAUUCCUAAUUCCCUGCUGUUGAAAUUCUCACAAACCAGAAUCAAGUAAGUGUGGUUGUAUCCAGGUCCUUGCCCUUUGCUUCGGUUGUGCCUUAUCCUCUGUGGUAUGAUUCUGCCUGGUCCCAGUGCUCCACUGUGUGCAGCUCUUACAUAAGGUGAGUCCACGGUCAAAGGGAAGAUGCACAUGUUUGCACACAUGCAUAUGUGUACACACGCUCCUUUCAAAUACUUCAGAUGAGCAGAGCAACAUAAUAAAAUGUCUGUAUUCUGGCAUCUCUUUUGGCAGCAGUACCCAGAGUGAUAUAUAGCCACAUCAUUUAAAUCUCAGAAUUAUUAAUUAACAUCUGUCACAAAUUCAGAGAAAAGAAAGUAACAUGACUAGAGAGAUUAGUUACACUGAUGAUUAGUGUUAGUGAGUGUGAGAAAAGAUUGUCACUUGAAAGAAUCAUAAAAACUGAUUCAGCAUAUGUAUAGAAAAGACCUAAUGGUGGGCCGGGGAUUUAGCUCAGUGCUUCUGUCUCCUGCCUCAAAAGCGCAAAGUCCCCAGUUCGAUCCCUGGUACCAAAAGAAAAAGCCUAAUGGGGACCAGGGAUUUAGCUCAGUGGUUCCGCCGCCUGAUUUGCAAGUACAAGGUCCCGAGUUCAAUCCCCAGUACCAAAGGAAAAAAACAAGAAAAAGCCUAAUGGUGUAAGACCACAGAAAAAGACUGGAUACUUUGAGGAUAUAAGCUGAAGUCAUUCUUGGUCUCAAGUUAGCAUUAGAAGAUCAUUGAUCAACCUAUAUGACAUUAUUUCAAGCUCUUAACUAUGAAAGGCAUCUUUUAUUUUGCAGAUUUUGAUUUUAUGCUUUUAAUCUGAAGUGAACUUUUCACUGGUAUUUUUUGGCUCAUUCUUAGCUUCUCAUUUUAGCACCUGGCAUGAUACAGUAGUUCUUGGAUAACUCUGUUGCCAUCCAACACAGUCCUGGGAAAGGCACUGAAGAGCAAAGAUCUUCUUAGUGAGGCAGGGUGGUGUGGUAGAAAUACGGUGCUUUAUUAGCUAGCCAUUUAGCUUUACUCUUGCUUCUAAGUUCCAGGUAAUAAUAGCUGCCAAGCCCCACAUUAAGCAUUUCCUGCCUACGAUGGAUUAAGUUCCUACCCUACCAGCCUGGCUGUAGAGCCUGUGCUGACCACUGCUCUGCUACCUACAGUGAACACGAACUCUGGCCAGUCAUUUAGAAAGCACAUAAGCCUGGUUAUGAGAGGUCCUGGGUCAGGUAAUGUGCAGUGUAGUGCAAAUCCAUUGCAAUUACUCGAAGAUUGGUUGAAAAUAGCAUUUGGGGCUAUAUCAUCUUUAAAUGUCAAUGCUUUUGAUGCAUACUAGAAGCUAAAUUAUGUAAAUAAAAUAUUUAAAAGUACUGGGAGGAUGAAGCAGUAAUAACUUAUACCAGAUACAUUUUCUCUAAACUGUCUAAGGAACAAAAGAAUUCUGAGGAGAAAAAUUAUCCAUGUUCUAGGCUGGGCAGAUGGACAGUGAAGAUGACAAUAGUUAAGUUCACAAACAACAUAAAACAUGGAAACUUUCCACCUUAUCACCCAUGUCCAGCUGCCAUUCUAUCUUUCCUCAAUCAUUACUGAUUUUUCAAACAUCUUCCAUUUUUAACCAGUUUGCUCCUUAAUUUAGUCUUCAAAUUUCUCCUGAUUUUUUUACUCAUCAUUCCAUUGAAAUAUCCUCAGGGUGCCUUUGUAUAAAUACUAAGGCUUUUAAAAGGUUUUGUCCUUCUUAAUCUCAUGUAUAUCUCUUACUGUUGAAUUUUUUUCCCUGAUUUCAGGAAUUCUCUUCACCUUUGACUCGUGGGAUCCUUUUUUUAGUUUUUUUUUCUUCCACUCUUUACUCAAUAAUGUAUCUUAUUUUUGCUCACUACUUUUUCUAUAUCCUUGUUUAUCCAUAUUGGUUUCUGUUUGUUUGUUUGUUUUUGUUUUUUUGGUUCUGGGGAUCGAACUCGGGUCCUUGCAGUUGUGAGGCAGGCAGCAGAACCACUGAGUUAAAUCCCUGGCCCUGUUUAUCCAUAUUGUUUAUACAUUUAAGUGACUUCAUAUUUCCCAUCCUGUGUAACAUCUCGUGAUACGUGGGAUUUUCCACAGAGAUGUAUACAAGUUGAUUUUGAAAACAAAACUCAUCACUCUCUUAUUCUAACUCUGAUUUUCUUUUUAUUUUUGCAGUAUCGAGGAUAAACCCAGGGCCUUGACACUAAGCUACCACAGCCUCUUUUAUUUCAUCUUUUUGUUUUUGUUUUCCCUUUGGUACCGGGAUCAAACGCAGGACGUUGUGCUUGCAAGGCAGGUGGUGGCGCCACUGAGCUAAAUGCCUAGCUUAUUUUUUCAUUUUGAAACAGGUUAUCGUUAAGACGCCUGUACUAGGCUCAAACUUGUGAUCCUUCUGCCUCGGCCUCCCAGAGUGAUACGGUAUUAAAGUUGUACACUACUGUACCUAGCUCUCAUUUUCUUUCUAAACAGCAUAGCUGCCCUGAAAAGACUCACCACCUUUUAUUUUUUAUACCAACCUUGAAGUUACACCGUGAUCUUUGACCUCUAUUCUCCUGGUUCGUAAUCUUGCUCUCGAGCCUAUUCUUAGUCUCUUUAAGCCUUAAUCGUUUACUUCUCUGCCACCCCCUUAUGUCCUUUCAUGCAGGUACACAUCACAUAAGGCCUAGAUUAGUGUAAUUCUUUUCACUUUGCUUGCUCUCAGAGUCCUUAUCUUGUAUAAGACUUCUAAAGUGAUGGUCUUCAAACUCCAUUUUCAUGAUGCUUCGUUUUUAUUCCACACUUAGGUAAUUCCUUUCAGAGAGUGGUGUUCCAAGUUUUCCAUUACGUUGUCCUCCAUGCCUAAUCUGCCUCGGCUUCAUUACUCUCUAGCAUGUUCAGCUUGACUCAUCACGCGCAAACUUUUACAGCUUUCUACUAUCUUACAAGCCCUUGCCUCUGUGCCUUUAUCAUGGAAUUCUGUUUGUUUGUUUGUUCGUUUACUCUUUGGCCCCAGCUCAUGUUUAUUACUCCCUUCAAAACCUAUCUUUAUACCUUUUGAGUGAGCCCUCUGAUGGGCUUCAUUCACACUGAGAUCUCCCUUACUCUGUCCUGUCUCAGCACGUCUCUUGAGUCUGUACUGUGAUCCAUGCACUUACUGAUAUGUUGCUCUGCAAUUAUUUUCUAGAAGUCUGUAUUGUAGUUUUACAUUUGUAUUUAUUUCCGGAAUUAAAGUGUAAGCUCCUUGAGGGCAGGACAAAUAUUUCACAUUUGUAUCACUGCACCCCUUAGUGCCUAGUACAGUGCUGAGCACAUAGUAGGCAUUUAAUAAAUGCUUGUUGAAUGAU
Molecule: messenger RNA, 7885 nt
Organism: Heterocephalus glaber (naked mole-rat)
Lineage: Eukaryota; Metazoa; Chordata; Mammalia; Rodentia; Bathyergidae
Gene: Zkscan8
Product: zinc finger with KRAB and SCAN domains 8
Biological process (GO): regulation of DNA-templated transcription
Molecular function (GO): DNA-binding transcription factor activity, RNA polymerase II-specific; RNA polymerase II cis-regulatory region sequence-specific DNA binding
Source: RefSeq, a predicted model, not a curated record